This is a messenger RNA of Bursaphelenchus okinawaensis, 1003 nucleotides long. The record is from the annotation of a GenBank genome assembly. Lineage: Eukaryota; Metazoa; Nematoda; Chromadorea; Rhabditida; Aphelenchoididae.
AUGAGUGGUCGUACACGCGCAGUAAGUCAAUCUUUAUGUUUUUUGUAAUGUAUUUAAUAUUUUUUUAAGUAUUUGAUUUGAAAUUUACUUUAAGAAGUCCCAGAAAUUGAAGGACAGCAAUGCCCCUAAGAAGCCGUGCAACGCUUAUGCCAUUUUCUACCAACAUUAUACAGAACAGUUCUUCAAGAAGAAUCCGGGAAACAAUAUCGACCGCAGAUUUUUGACUCAGCAGAUCUCUAAAGCUUGGAGAGGACUUACAGAGGACGAGAAACAGGUAAUAGUGUAGUAGUGUAAUGUAAAGUUAAAUUCGUAGCCGUUUCAAGAGAAAGCUGCCAAGGAUAAACAACGUUAUCUAAAUGAGAUGGAAGUGUACAAGAAUUCAGAGGGUUACAAGAAAUUUGUUAGUAAGUAUAUCGCUUUCACUGUUUAUGUAUUAUUAAUGUUUUAUUUAUCAAAACAUGCAUAGUAAAUUUUUGACAAAAUCUAUACCAAGUAUAAAAAAUAUUUUAGAGAAACAAGAGUCUAAAUUGCCGGAUAUUCCAAUCUUUAGCAAAGAGUUUUUGAAGCACAACAAAGGUAAGCUGACAUCCGAUACAAUGUUGUUCUGAACAACUUUGCUUUUUUAAAUUUCAUAAAAUUUUCUAACUUUAUCCAUUUAGACCGAGACACGGAUCUUCGUCAAAUCCGCAAAGAGAUUCAACUUCUGGAAGCAAAAGCAUCGCCCAUUGUAGAAAACAUAAACACCACACUGAAAGAGUUGGAUGCUCUCCACCAUUCAACUCAAGAACACGAGAUUCUGGAGAAGGAGAAGCUCAUGGGAGCUUGGACUAGAAAGUUGAUACCUGAACUUGAAAGAGCUGGGCUGCUGGAAGAGCUGGACAUCAACUACAACACAUCGCCCGAGGAUUUCAUAGAGACUCUAAGUUCAUCUUACAGUAAUGACAUGUUGAACAAGCUGAAAGGGGCCUUCGACAAGUUUUACCUACCCUUGUCUGCAGAUUAA